UCCCAAGCCCUGAUCCGCAAUGGCUCCUACUUUAAACCUCGCAUCCUUCCUCCGAACCCACCUUCGACCUUCCAAUUCCCCAAGCACGACGGAAUGCCCCAUCUGCCACGACCCCUACGGCGGCACUCACAUCCGCGUCCGCGUCGUCGAGAACCCUAGCUGCCCGCACGGAGAUAUAGAAUGCACUCACGAGUUUGGCUUACCGUGUCUAGAGCGCUGGCUCGACAGUGGGGCCGCCAGCAGCAACUCCUGCCCUCUUUGCCGACGCAUCUGGUUCUUGGACACAGCAUCCGAGCGAAGACUGAGGUUUGAAAGCGCUCGAUACCACCUAUUCGGCCGGCCGCUGGCGGCUACGCUGGACAGGAACAACGCUGUUUGGGAGGGGCAGAUGGAGCUGGACCGGGUUCGCUGGGAGAAUGCCUGGUUGAGGGACAGCCUUGCGCACUCGGAGAGAGUGGCGGCGGCUGCGAGGCAGCAGUUGGGAUUCUUGACGACGGCAUGGGGUACACCGUAUUGGGGCACACCUGAAUAUUCCCUCUUCGCACCGCCCGCCCACGUUCAAGUGCCACUUCACCCGCUCCAGGUCGCUACUCUUCCCGGAGCCGCAUCGACCCACACCCCUGUCGCCAUCAACACAUACUAUAGCAGGCCGGAGGCGACUAUGCAUAAUGCUCCUGGCCGGAGACUUCCAGCGCCCAUCCUGACUCCACGGUACACGCCUGGCUCCGGAUCUCAUCAGCACCCAACUGGAGCAGCCCCUCAACCCCCUCCGCUUCAUAAAUCCCCUGCACCCAUACAAGACCCACCCCCUCCCCCAGCGACCGAACCUCCCCGCUCUCCACUCCCAGAACCGACGGCAAGCCAACUGCCUCACACACCCACGCAUUCCCUUUCUCGCUCGUCCGACAUCGCGGCCGCAGAGCACUGCCUAGCGAGCAUCCGGGCCUCUGGCGGGCAAGACGCGCACGGCGCCGAGCUUUUGAAUGCUCCGGGCAGCCCUCGAAACGCUGCUUUGCCCAUCUACACCGCCGACCCACUGUCUCAUAGUGCUGUAUCCGGGGCCAAUGCGGAUGCGACCGAGGAUGUAAUUUCUGGGGAGCGGGACGCAGAGCUGAUGCCCAACGAAUGAUCAGGAGAUGCGCUUGUGCAGCGGGGGCUAGAUGUUUGUCAGUCAGUGUAUCAGCACGAGGUCUCGCGCUCACGAUGGGGAUUGGGAUUGGUCUGUAGCGGAGACAGGGUAGAUUGCUGGGGAAAGCGGGUAUUGUUUUCACUCAGUGGGGGGAUCGGGCUGGAUGUUAGGGAAGCUCUGCUUGAUGAGUCAUGACUGAUG
Molecule: messenger RNA, 1330 nt
Organism: Trematosphaeria pertusa
Lineage: Eukaryota; Fungi; Ascomycota; Dothideomycetes; Pleosporales; Trematosphaeriaceae
Exons: 2
Coding region: 20-1129 (369 amino acids)
Molecular function (GO): zinc ion binding
Source: RefSeq, a predicted model, not a curated record